ACAUCUAUGGAACAUCAAAAUCUUACCGAAGUCCCAACAAUUAAAUUUACCAUGCAGCCGAAGAGCUUAACAAACAUUGGAAUCUUCGAGAUAUGCAUAUGUUUUGUCAUCAUAGUCAUAGGAGGCAUUGGAAAUGGACUUGUCAUCUUUGUGACCGGCUACAAAAUGAAGAGGACAGUCAAUCCCAUUUGGUUUCUCAACUUGGCGAUUGCAGACACAAUUUUUAUUACGUUCUUGGUUUACAAAAUAGUUUUUGCCUUUGACAAGAGUUUAAUUAUGAACUUGAACAAACACAUCAAUGCAUGUUUGUCUGUUGGUUUUGCAAUAAAUAUGUUUGCAAGUGUUUUCUUUCUGACAGUUAUCAGUGUGGAUCGAUGUCUGUGCACAUGGUUUAUUGUUUGGGCUCAGAACAAACGAACUUUAGUCAAAGCCAGAAUCAUCAGUGUAUUUGUGUGGAUUUUAGCCAUCUGCUGCAGCCUCCCUUUUGGCUUUGUUGGGUAUGUACACGAUGCUGAAAAAAAUUUGAUUAUGUCUCUGUACACAUUCAUGUUUAUUGUUGGAUUUCUAAUUCCCUUUAUAAUCAUUGCAUCUUCCUACAUAGCUAUUGGUGUGCGAGUAAAACGUCUCAAAAGAGGAAAGCAGCUUCGGCCUUACCGGAUUAUAUCUGUGAUUCUGGCUUUUUUCAUAUGCUGCUUUCCUUAUCAUGUUCUACAACUGUGUUUGAUGAGUGCAUUUAAGUAUAACUGGAGUGACAGUGCUAGAAAGAAACUUAAUGAUGCAGAACCUUUUGUAGACUGUCUUGCUUUUUUUAACAGUUGUCUGAACCCCAUUCUCUAUGUGUUUAUGUGUGAUGAGUAUAAGAAGAAACUUAAAAAGUCUCUCCUGCUGGUGUUUGAAGCGGCUUUUUCUGAAGAGCAUCUGAGUUUAAGAUCAACUCCACUUCCUCAAAACGCUCAAUGUCACGAGGUACUUUGUACAGACAGACGUGUACAGACAGAAGAAACAACCAUCUGAUCUUUUGCUGGCAACAGGAGAAGAUAAUAUUUUUUAGCUUCAGUCUUUAGAUGAUUGGAGAUAUAAAUUUGUAAUUUGGAAAUAAAUAUUUCUCAAGUACUUCUCCAUUCUCUGUGUUCAGACAAACAGAAAGUCUCACUGCAAACUCUUGUCAACAGCUAAAUGUAUCGAUGAAGAGGAAGUGAAGAAUCAAUCUACAAAUCUCUUGCUUAGGUUAAAGUUAACUCUCUUACUGAAUGUUUAUCUUUUGAUUUUAUUAUGCAGAAUUAUUUGUUGUAACGUUAUUAGUGCAAAUCUUUCUUAUCUUAUAGCUAUCUAAGCUUGUCUUUCCUAAAUCUAAGCUCAUAGCUAAAAAACUUAUUUCCUGCU
Messenger RNA from Misgurnus anguillicaudatus (oriental weatherfish), 1383 nucleotides. The record is from RefSeq and is a predicted model, not a curated record. NCBI's taxonomy places the organism in Eukaryota, Metazoa, Chordata, Actinopteri, Cypriniformes, Cobitidae.